UGUCUCUUCACUUCGCAGAGGAAUGUUUGCUGGGGGAUUGAAGGAGAUGGAGCAGGAAGAGGUCCUGAUCCACGGCGUGUCCUACAACGCCAUGUGCCAGAUCCUGCACUUCAUCUACACCUCGGAGCUGGAGCUCAGCCUGGGCAACGUGCAGGAGACGCUGGUGGCCGCCUGACCGCUUCAGAUCCCAGAGAUCAUCCAUUUCUGCUGCGAUUUCCUCAUGUCCUGGGUGGACGAGGACAACAUCCUCGAUGUCUACCGGCUGGCAGAGCUGUUCGACCUGAACCGCCUGACGGAGCAGCUGGACGCCUACAUCCUCAAACACUUUGUGACCUUCUCCCGGACUGACAAGUACCGCCAGCUUCCCCUGGAGAAGGUCUACUCCCUCCUCAGCAGCAACCGCCUGGAGGUCUCCCGCGAGACCGAGGUGUAUGAGGGGGCCCUGCUCUACCACUACACCCCGGAGCAGGUGCAGGCCGACCAGAUCUCGCUGCACGAGCCCCCCAAGCUCCUGGAGACGGUACGCUUCCCCCUGAUGGAAGCCGAGGUCCUGCAGCGGCUGCACGACAAGCUGGACCCCAGCCCGCUGAGGGACACCGUGGCCAGCGCCCUCAUGUACCACCGGAACGAGAGCCUGCAGCCCAGCCUGCAGGGCCCGCACACGGAGCUGCGGUCGGACUUCCAGUGCGUCGUGGGCUUCGGGGGCAUCCACUCGACACCAUCCACCGUUCUCAGCGAUCAGGCCAAGUACCUGAACCCCCUGCUGGGGGAGUGGAAGCACUUCACCGCCUCCCUGGCGCCCCGCAUGUCCAACCAGGGCAUCGCGGUGCUCAACAACUUCGUGUACCUGAUCGGAGGGGACAACAACGUCCAGGGGUUCCGAGCCGAGUCCCGGUGUUGGAGGUACGACCCCCGGCACAACCGCUGGUUCCAGAUCCAGUCGCUGCAGCAGGAGCACGCCGACCUGUGUGUGUGCGUCGUGGGCAGGUACAUCUACGCCGUGGCCGGCCGCGACUACCACAACGACCUGAACGCCGUGGAGCGCUACGACCCCGCCACCAACUCCUGGGCCUACGUGGCACCGCUGAAAAGAGAGGUGUACGCCCACGCAGGUGCCACCCUGGAAGGGAAGAUGUACAUUACCUGCGGCCGCAGAGGGGAGGACUACCUCAAGGAGACGCACUGCUACGACCCGGGGAGCAACGCCUGGCACACACUGGCCGACGGGCCCGUGCGGCGUGCCUGGCACGGCAUGGCCACCCUCCGCGACAAGCUGUACGUGAUCGGGGGCAGCAACAACGAUGCCGACCACCGGAGGGACGUGCACCAGGUGGCCUGCUACAGCUGCACCUCUGGGCAGUGGUCCUCGGUCUGCCCGCUCCCGGCCGGGCACGGCGAGCCUGGCAUCGCCGUGCUGGACAGCAGGAUCUACGUGCUGGGGGGCCGCUCCCACAACCGCGGCAGCCGCACGGGCUACGUGCACAUCUACGACGUGGAGAAGGACUGCUGGGAGGAGGGGCCCCAGCUGGACAACUCCAUCUCGGGCCUGGCGGCCUGCGUGCUCACGCUGCCCCGCUCCCUGCUCCUCGAGCAGUCCCGCGGGACCCCCGACCGCAGCCAAGCCGACCCGGACUUUGCCUCUGAGGUGAUGAGCGUGUCGGACUGGGAGGAGUUUGACAACUCCAGCGAGGACUAGGGCUCCUGGCGCCUGGCAUCGAGGGAGGGCGGCCAGGGCUGCGGGGUAGCGAGGCCCAAGGUGGUUUAGCCAGAGCACUUUACUCCGGGGUGCGGGGCCCUUCCCUGCCCGGACGGUCCUUGCCAGCCUGCCGCUGGUGAUUGAGGGCGCAUGCGGAUUCCAGGCUGCGGAUCACGUGGCGGUGGCCACUGUCUGAAAGGCCCUGGUCCCUUAAGGAGCUGACCAGCCGUGUCCUCUGGGUGAGCCCCGGAGUGCUUGUGUCACCAGCUGUCUUGGCCUUCCCAUUGCUCCCCCAGAUCCGGUCCCUGCUGGGCUGAGAAGGUCUCUUCUCCAAAGGGACCUAGGAACUGGCCACCGGGAGACGGGGCCCAGGGCACAUCGCAGCCCUCCUGGGAACAGGAGGGGCCGGGAGAGCAGCCCCGAGCCUGCCAAGCCUGCCACCCUGCCCUGCAGCCCGGGGCUUGAGCAGCUGAGAGCGCUCCCAAGGGGUGGAGAGGGAGCGGGCAGGGCAGACAGACCUGCCCAGGACUGGUUUUAGUGAUAAACAGAUCCCCUCCCGCUGGGCUUUUCUGACCCCAUGUUGUUGAUAAAUGAAAUAAAGCAUCUUAUAAAAGGC
This is a messenger RNA of Tupaia belangeri chinensis (Chinese tree shrew), 2312 nucleotides long. RefSeq names its product kelch like family member 22 (gene KLHL22). Gene Ontology annotation, molecular function: protein binding. The record is from RefSeq and is a predicted model, not a curated record. The coding region runs from base 221 to 1696 and encodes 491 amino acids. Gene Ontology annotation, biological process: protein monoubiquitination; positive regulation of TORC1 signaling; cell division. The transcript has 5 exons. Gene Ontology annotation, cellular component: nucleus; polar microtubule; mitotic spindle. Lineage: Eukaryota; Metazoa; Chordata; Mammalia; Scandentia; Tupaiidae.